CGCCGUCCACGCGCUAACAGUCGAGCGUGGCUGUCUGGCUGUGACUCGUCGCUCGCUGAUAGCGGAGCUUAAUCUGCGGCUGGCUGGUGCAACUGUUACAUGUAACUGUUACUGAUAAGUGAUAACCGUCUAGACGUCGCAGGCUGCUGUUCGAAUCGAGAGACGCCGUGAGGAAGUCUGCGCACAAACAGACACGAUGCAACUCCACUUAUUCUACAAAAUAGUUCAGCUGUUGCUGAUUGGGAUGACUACAUGCAAUGCUGCUCGUAUACUGGGAAUUGUGCCAUUUGAAGCAAGAAGCCAUAGCAUCGUAAUGACAGCAUUACUUAAGGAACUUGCGAAUAGAGGCCAUCAAUUGACAGUUCUUACUGCUGUGCCUCUUAAAGAAGUGCCACCAAAUUACACCCAGAUACCAACAGAUGUUAAAAGAGAACAAGAUGAACAUCAAAACCUGUUUGAUAUUAGGGACAUGAGUUAUUUUCUCAUGAUUCCUUUCAUGUGGCACAUGGGGAAUGUCUUAUCAGAGCAGACAUUGGCAAGUCCAAACGUUCAGAAGCUGAUACAUUCUUCUAAUGAUAAAUUUGAUUUAAUUAUUACUGAAUCGUUUUUUGUGGAAGCACUCUUAGGAUUUGCUCAUAAGUUUAACGUUCCUUAUGUGAGUAUCACAACAUUUUCAGGAACUGAGAACAUGUACGAUAUUGUUGGCAAUCCAUUUCCUUAUUCUUAUAUUCCCAAUAUAUUUCUGCCUUACAGCCAUCGUAUGACGUUCUUCCAACGACUUAUUAAUACUAUAGUUAAUUCAAUGGCAAGUAUUGGUUUUCACUUAUACUUUAUACCAGCCCAAGAUGCUAUUAUGAAAAAACACUUUGCCAAUGUACCAAAUUUACCCUCAGUUGCAGACAUUGCAUGUAAUGGCUCUUUAUUGUUGCUAAAUAGACAUUUCAGUUAUAGCUACCCCAUACCAAAGGUUCCAAAUUUGAUUGAAGUUGGCGGAAUGCACAUCAAACCACCGAAAAAACUUCCUCAGGAUAUGAAGAAAUUUUUGGAUGAUUCAAAAGAUGGUGUUGUAUACUUCAGUAUGGGCUCGAACCUACAGAGUGCUGAAAUGAGUGUUCCCAAGCGAGAAGCUCUGCUAAAAGCAUUCGCUAAGCUUAAACAAAGAGUUCUGUGGAAAUUCGAGGAAAAUCUUCCAGGUGCUCCCAACAAUGUGAAGAUUUCUAAUUGGUUUCCACAAUCGGAUAUCCUAGGUCAUCCGAACCUUCGAGUUUUCAUGACUCAUGGUGGAUUACUGAGCUCUCAGGAAGCUGUGUACAACGCAGUGCCCUUGGUUGGCAUUCCCAUUUUCGCCGAUCAAGCCAUCAAUGUCCUCCAGGCUGUCAACACUGGCUAUGCCUUGCAACUAGACUACGAAAACAUCACUGAAGAAUCUGUUUAUUGGACGCUGAAUGAAGUGAUCAGCAAUCCCAAGUACAAAGAGGCUGCGAAGAGAAUAUCUGCAGUAUUCCACGACCAGCCCCAGACGGCCAUGGAGCAAGCCGUGUUCUGGGUCGAGUAUGUGCUGCGCCACAACGGAGCGCGCCACCUGCGCAGCGCGGCCCUGGACCUCGCGUGGUACCAGUACUACCUGCUAGAUGUCGCCGCGGUGCUGCUCGCAGUUGCCGCCGCCGCCGUCGCGGCGCUGGUGUGGCUGCUCAGGACACUCGCGAGGCUGGUGCUGCGGCCGGCGGCGAACAAACCGCCCAAGUCCAGCAAGAAGAAGGACUGAUAAGCCAUUCUUGCGUUACAGCGUUCACCUCCGCGAGGCUGCUCUUAGGGUAGGUAUUUGGUUAGCUGCCGGGAGCUCAUUAUUCAGUAUUUUUAUGUGUAAGUCACCAAGUCUUCAUGAAUAUGUAUAAUAUACAAUGUAGCAUAGUUUUUGCAUACCUACCUAUAUGUACAUCUGAUAACUGAUAUUUUUUAUAUAAUAAAACUAAAUUCUAAUUUCCUUGGCUAAUUGCACUCUCGGCACUAUAGUGGGCGUCCAUUUUAUUUGUUUGGCACUUUGGUCGGUGUCCAUAGGUGGGAAGUUUUCGCUGCUCAGUCAGGGUGGAUCUAGAUGGCCUUCAUUUCUUUAUUCUUUCUGGUGUACAUAAAGUUAUGCAAAUGUGAAUGUAGUUGUUAUGAGAUAAGCUAGAACUGUACUGUAAUGUAAGCAUGUUUGUUUCUUUCAUGUAUUUCGAAACAGAAAUAAAACAUUGAAAAGAUGAAAGUAAAAAAAAACCCUAAA
Messenger RNA from Bacillus rossius redtenbacheri, 2266 nucleotides. RefSeq names its product UDP-glycosyltransferase UGT5-like. Lineage: Eukaryota; Metazoa; Arthropoda; Insecta; Phasmatodea; Bacillidae. The record is from RefSeq and is a predicted model, not a curated record. Bases 197 to 1765 code for a protein of 522 amino acids. Gene Ontology annotation, molecular function: UDP-glycosyltransferase activity. The transcript is spliced from 6 exons.